GAGCCAGCCACAGAGAAAAGAAAACCAGAAGAAGUUGACCGUUGAACAUACAUCAAUCAAUCAAUCUAGGGUUUGCAAUUUCGAAGGUCAGAGCCAUGGAGGAUGCGAUACCGGUGGUUAUGGAUCCAGAGACGGCGUUCUUAGCUUCCAAACAAGAAACCGGCAACGAAUGGGAACUCUUCAAGGAGAAUGUCAGACCCCUCAAGAGAGGACGCGAUGUUAAACUCCUCAACGACUCCCUCAAAUCCAAUUCCGACUUUCAAAUCAGAAACUCUCUCAUCGAAACCCGAAGGAAGAUGAUUAAAGCCAUCGAUGAGUACGAAGGUGAAGAUCCUCUACAACCAUGGCUUCAGUGCAUCAAGUGGAUUCAAGAUGCUUUUCCCCCUGGUGGAGACUGCUCAGGGUUGGUGGUCAUUUAUGAACAAUGUGUAAGGACCUUUUGGCAUGACGACCGCUAUAAGACCGAUCUUCGUUAUCUUAAAGUCUGGUUGGAGUAUGCUGAAAAUUGUGAUGAUGCAGAAGUUGUUUACGGUUUUCUUGACACAAAUAAAAUCGGCCAGACACAUUCUCUGUUUUACAUAUCGUAUGCUAAUCACCUGGAGUCCAAGAAUAAAAUCAAAACCGCAAAUGAGAUAUACGAGUCUGGGAUAUCUAGGAACGCUCAACCUAUUGAGAAGCUAAAAGCAGCUUACAAGAAGUUUUUUGCUCGUUCAAUGAGUAGACCAAAAGCCAGCGAAGAGGAAGUGAUGGAUACGCGUCAACCUGCGCGAAGCUUUGGAACCAUCUUGGCCCGUGCAGACAGUGGAAACCGCACUCAGGAAAGUAGUUUUGAUAUCGCUAGAAAAAGACCAAAGCAAGAAGGGAAUCAAGGGGGUUCACUCAAGGUGUUUAAAGAGACGGGCAAGAGCUCAUUGCAUGGAUCCGAUUCAUCCUUGAAGCCCUCAACUUGGCACACUCUAGGAGCACGAGCCGAGAGAAAUAAAGAGAAUAAUGCCAUCCCUUCAAAGUGGACCUCAAAUAAGAUUCCCCAGAGAGCUUUUGGUAGAGCCGCCCCUCCCCCUCCUCGAAUUGAGGUUUUUGUAGACGAAGAAUGUCCAGAAUCUCAUAUUGUAAGCAAUGGGGGUGGACGUGUGCAGCUUAGAGACAACGAUGAUGGUAAAGACCUCAAAAAGGAGACAGAGCUACUAAGGGAGAACCCGUUACGACAUUUUCCUCCAAGCAGUCUCAGAUGAUCUCUUCCUUCAUCUUGUAUCUCGUUCCAUUACAUUACAUCUGUGUGAUGUUGCUUUGUUGUUUGAAUAAUAACUAUCUUGUGUAUUGUGGUGCAUUUGGGGGUCAGCUUUUGUCUAUAAAGCCUCCUGAUUCAAGUUGUUCACAUCCUUGUUCAUUUUAUCAUGCAAAAAAACCCAUCAAGUUUGAAUGUGGAAAGCAUUGUUAUUCUUGUCUCA
Messenger RNA from Helianthus annuus (common sunflower), 1448 nucleotides. RefSeq names its product mitotic spindle checkpoint protein BUBR1. Gene Ontology annotation, molecular function: protein kinase activity. The transcript has 11 exons. Gene Ontology annotation, biological process: mitotic spindle assembly checkpoint signaling; meiotic sister chromatid cohesion, centromeric. The record is from RefSeq and is a predicted model, not a curated record. Bases 96 to 1232 code for a protein of 378 amino acids. Lineage: Eukaryota; Viridiplantae; Streptophyta; Magnoliopsida; Asterales; Asteraceae.